This is a messenger RNA of Cyclocybe aegerita, 2493 nucleotides long. The record is from the annotation of a GenBank genome assembly. NCBI's taxonomy places the organism in Eukaryota, Fungi, Basidiomycota, Agaricomycetes, Agaricales, Hemipholiotaceae.
AUGGACACUAUCGAAUUGAAAGCCGAGGAUUUGUACGACAAGGAAAAGGUCGACCUAGAGACAAUCGUCAUCGACGACGUCUUCAAGCUCCUCCAGUGCGACGAGAAUGGUCUUCCCCUUGACGAGGCCGCCCGCCGUCUCGAGCUAUUUGGCCCCAACAAGCUCGAGGUAGAGGAGCAGAACCCCAUCCUCCAGUUCCUCAGUUUCAUGUGGAACCCUCUAUCCUGGGUCAUGGAAGCCGCCGCCCUCGUCGCUAUCGCCCUCUCCAACGGUCAAGGCAAGCCCCCGGACUGGCAGGAUUUCGUCGGUAUCGUCUUCCUCCUUAUCGUCAACUCCGCCAUCGGCUUCUACGAGGAACGCAACGCCGGUAACGCCGUCAAGGCCCUCAUGGACUCCCUCGCGCCCAAGGCAAAGGACGACGACACCACCGGUCAUCUGCAGAAGAUUCUCGCCCAGAUUGGGUCCUUCUGCCUCGUCACUAUCGGUAUUUUCGUCCUCGCUGAGAUAUUCGUUCUGUAUGCUGGCUUCCGCUACCAAUACCGCCGUGGUCUCGACAACAUCCUGUCCUCCUCAUCGGUGCUCGCCAAGUACAAGGCCAUCGUCACCCGUAUCACCGCCAUUGAGGAGCUCGCGGGUGUCACCAUUCUGUGCUCGGACAAGACCGGUACUCUCACCACGAACAAGCUCACCAUCGACCGCAACACCAUCCAGACGUACGGACCUUUCUCGGCGGAGGACGUCAUUCUCCUCGCUGCAUAUGCUUCUCGUACCGAGAACCAGGACGCCAUCGACGCUUCCGUUGUUGCCGCCAUUGGCGACGCCUCCCGUGCCCGUGCCGGCAUCAAGCUCCUCGACUUCAAGCCCUUCAACCCCGUCGACAAGCGCACAGAGAUCACCUACCGCGAGGAGGCCACAGGCAAGCUCAAGCGCGUCACCAAGGGCAUGACCGGCAUCAUCAUCGAGCUGUGCACGCGCAACAAGACCGAAGAGCUCGAGAACCGGCUGGAGAAGGACGUCGAGGACUAUGCCACCCGCGGUCUGCGUGCGCUCGCUGUCGCGUAUGAGGAGGUCGAGGGCGACGACUUUGAGGCGGAGGGCAAUGGCUUUGAGCUUAUUGGCCUGCUGGCGAUCUACGACCCGCCCCGCGACGACACGAAGCAGACGAUCGACGACGCGCUGGCGCUCGGUGUGCGCGUGAAGAUGGUCACGGGUGAUCAGCUCGCUAUCGCCAAGGAGACGGGUCGCCGGCUCGGGCUGGGCGACCACAUGUACCCCGCCAAGGUCCUCAAGGACGGGCCCGCCCCCGGCGGCAAGCACGCGUCGCUCGACGAGAUGAUCAUGGACGCCGAUGGGUUCGCGGGUGUCUUCCCAGAACACAAGUACGAGAUCGUCAAGCGCCUGCAGGGACUAGGCCAUCUGUGCGCGAUGACGGGAGACGGAGCGAACGACGCCCCCGCGCUCUCGCGCGCCAACGUCGGUAUCGCCGUCGAGGGCGCCACGGACGCCGCGCGCGGUGCCGCCGACAUCGUCCUCACCGAGCCCGGCCUCUCCACCAUCGUGCACGCCAUCCGCCAAUCGCGCGUCAUCUUCCAGCGCAUGCGCAACUACUCGAUCUACGCGUGCGCGGUGACGAUCCGGAUCGUCGUGUGCUUCGCCAUCCUCGCGUUCACGUACAAGUUUGACUUCCCGCCGUUCAUGGUUCUGAUCAUUGCGUUGUUGAAUGAUGGGACGAUCAUGACGCUGUCGGUGGAUAGGGUGCUGCCGUCGAUGACCCCGGAUAGUUGGGAUUUGGCGGAGAUUUUCUCGUAUGCGGUUGCGUAUGGGCUGUAUUUGACUGCUUCUACCGUCGCCCUCGUCGUCAUCAUCAUGGAGACAACCUUCUUCCAAGACAAAUUCGGCGUCUCGCUCGCCGAGUUCCCCGUCACCGCCAACGACGAGCAGCUGCACAUGGUCAUCUACCUCCAGGUCGCCAUCAUCUCGCAGGCCCUCAUCUUCGUCACCCGCUCGCACUCGUUCUUCUUCAUGGAGCGUCCCUCGACCGCGCUGAUGUUCGCGUUCUGCAUCGCCCAGCUGAUCAGCUCAAUCAUCGCUGCGUAUGGUGAUUGGGGAUUCACGAAUAUCCAGAAGAUCAGUGGGGGGUGGAUUGGGAUCGUUUGGGUCUGGAACAUCGUCUGGUUCAUCCCCCUCGACUGGAUCAAGUUCGCGAUGAAGGCAACCGUCAUCAAGUAUCUCCGCGAGCGACACGAGGCCGCCCAAGCGCAAGAAGCGAAGAUGGGCGUGCCCAUGACACGUACACAGUCCCGCGCCGCCUCCAUCCACGAGAGCCUGUACUCGAACCGUGUGAGCUUCAUCAAGCGCGCGGCGCGCAAGGUCGGCUUUGGGCAGAAGAUCAGCAUGAAGCCGGAGGAGCUGCAGAGGUUUAGUAGUAUCCAGGCGCAGAGGGUUGGGGCGACGUUGGCGAGGAACCCGAGUCGGACGGCUGUCGUUGCGUGA